AAUCGACGGAUGGUGCAGAGGAAGCUGGCAUUUGUCACUUUUCAUUUUUGUGGCAGUUGUGAAUAAUUUCAAAUUUUUUCGAUUGGUAAGCCAUUUACAGAUGCUGUGUUUAUAUGUAACAUCAGAUAUGGCCCGUGGGCACCAGAAGUUUCAGUCUCAGCAGAAAAAUGCCAAAAAGCAGGCGGAAAUAAAGAAGAGCAAAGGUCAUGACCAGAAGGCAGCAGCCAAAGCUGCCUUGGUGUACACCUGUAGGGUAUGCCGGACACAAAUGCCCGACCCUAAAACCUUCAAGCAGCACUUCCAAAGCAAACAUCCAAAGUCUCCGAUGCCCCAGGAGUUAGUCGGCGUGGAAGCGUAACACACCCACCUCCACUAAUGAGACAGCUGAAGCUGAUUCAGGACAGGCUCUGUCUACACUUUGGACACAUAACUUUGAGUGUUUCAGAAGAAAUAUCUGCUUCUCCAGCUGAUUUAUCUGUGUUUGAGUGUUUUAUGCAGAGAUGGUAUGUACCUACUGGUUCGUCUCUUUUUUUUUUCCUUGCCCUAAACUGCCAAAAUUUGAUCCAGGCCCCGUUACCGAAGGAUGGAAGAUGCACGACCGACCGGUACUCCCCCCUCGUCUCACUUCUAAAAAGUCUUGCAUGUCGAAUUGUAAACGGUAUUUGAUCAUUUCCAACGCUAAAGUUACAAGAGCAGCUAUGAGCUUUGUGACUACUGCACCCUCUCAGGUCUCCCAUUGUUGCAGAGCAGGCUCUAAAGCCUGACCAAGUGGUUCCGCUUGGUCAAUCUGUCCUCCACGUUUUGAUGCAACGAUGUCUGCAAAAUAUUUGAGUUCAUAAUGUGUUUGGAAAGAUAAAUGUCAAAACGGUGGUUUGUUCCUUUUUACUUCCAAGCUGCAUUGAUAUUGUUCUUGCCUGGAAAGAUUCAACAGAACCUCGCAUGCUGGUUAUUUUUGUCGAUAUGAAGAAUAUGCGCUACACGGGUAUUGAAAUUCCUCCAUCUUCCCCUCAUAAGUUCAUGAAUUGUACAUAGUUUACUCCCUGUGAAAGGUAAAUAGAGGAGAGUGAAAGUUUAUUCACAGUAAUCUUUAUCCAGAGGAAAAUCCUUUGACCUCAUGAAGUAUCUCUUAGUUUGAUGAUGGUAAUGGGCUACUCCAGUUCCCAGAGGUUACCAUGGUAAAACAUUUGUGACAUACUUGUGCACAGCUGUAGAUUUAAAAACAACUUAGUUUAUCACUGUGGAGUUUUCCAGUGUAAACAGUCUUAAAAGUCAAAUUUCUGACAUUUGUAAGGGCAAGUCUUUGUUCUCCGAUCAUGACUGAGGUAAAGUGUUCUGACUCUGAACCUGCAUUGAAAGUCUGAACUGCACUACACUGCAAGUCAGCUUCAGUUAUUUUUGUAUAAACUUCCUAUUAUGACCAACUAACAGAUUUAAUUUAUUGAAAGGAAAAUUUUUUCCAACAGGUUUGGACCUUCUGGUAUUGAACCACUGAACAUUGUAUCACUGUGCUCUAAGUCUGGACUGACAACCAGCCAUGUUUUUACUUUUGUAAUAAUCAUAUCUUGUCAGCGUAAUGUAAUGUUUAGUCUUUUAAUAAAGGUCUUUUAUAUCAGA
Messenger RNA from Poeciliopsis prolifica (blackstripe livebearer), 1614 nucleotides. RefSeq names its product zinc finger protein 706-like. Bases 101 to 358 code for a protein of 85 amino acids. The record is from RefSeq and is a predicted model, not a curated record. The transcript has 3 exons. Lineage: Eukaryota; Metazoa; Chordata; Actinopteri; Cyprinodontiformes; Poeciliidae.